Molecule: messenger RNA, 1995 nt
Organism: Naegleria fowleri
Lineage: Eukaryota; Heterolobosea; Eutetramitea; Acrasida; Naegleriidae
Exons: 4
Coding region: 1-1995 (664 amino acids)
Biological process (GO): regulation of pH; proton transmembrane transport; sodium ion transport
Cellular component (GO): membrane
Molecular function (GO): sodium:proton antiporter activity
Source: RefSeq, a predicted model, not a curated record
AUGAGCAAGCCUUGUUUUAAAUAUACAAGACGUGUGGCCAUUUUGGUAUUUGUAUUGCUUGUUGUUUAUACAUUGGUUUUUGCAACAAACGGUUCAUCAUCCUCCCUUCAAAGAGAUGAUAUUACUCAUGUGGUUUCCGUUUCCUCAUCAUCAUCACCAGCUACUGAGCCAAAGAAUCAUCAUCGUGAAAAGAUGACACCUGAGGGAACCCUCGCUACUCCUUCACCUCGCUACAAAACAUCAUCCAAAAUUCAGUACUUUGUUGGUUUACGUGGUAUGAUCACUCGUAAUGUUACAUUGUACGUUCCCGAAUCAACCUCAUCAGCCAAUGGUCCAGAUUAUUCAGUCAUGUCUUCUGGAUCCGAAGAAUCAGGAUCAAAGAGACCAAACAAUCCUCUAUGUGUAGAUAAUAUCAAAGAGUCAUCUAUUCAAUUGGUUUUGUUGUGGUUGUGUUUGGCUGCAUCUCUGGUUAUUAUGUAUAUUUUGCACAGAUUCCACGCAGCAUGGUUUCCAGAAAGUAUUGGAGUUUUGUUCUUGGGAGUUAUUGUUGGUAUCAUUGCAAGAUAUGCCAUUCCUUCAUCAUGGGUUCAAGUUGAGGUUUUCACACAACUCGACCCUGGAAUUUUCUUCUCCUUCUUCUUGCCAGCAAUUAUUUUCGACGCCGGUUUCACUUUAGAUAGAACUGGUUUCUUUGGAAACAUUGGAGGAAUUAUUUUGUAUGCAUUGGUUGGAACAUUUAUUUCAUCACUCGUGGUCGGGUGUGGACUUUACAUUCUUGGGUAUUAUGGUCUAAGUAUCGAACUUGGAUUAGUUGAAUGCCUCAUGUUUGGCUCUCUCAUUUCAGCUACGGAUCCAGUUGCUACUUUGGCUAUUUUCUGUGCUUUGGAAGUACCAUCAACUUUGCACUACCUUGUUUUUGGAGAAUCCAUUGUCAAUGAUGCCAUUGCUAUCGUAUUAUAUGAAACAUUUGAAAAGUUUAGGGAAGCUGGUAAGGAUGAUUUGGCGCUUGUCACCUUCAAGAGUAUUGGGCAAUUUUUAUACGUAUCCAUUGGAUCAGUACUCGUGGCCCUGAUUUUUGGUGUUCUUUCCAGUUUAAUUUUCAAAUACGGAGCUUUGAGACAUAAUCCAAAAUUAGAAUUAGGUAUUUUCUUCGUAUUGGCGUACACGUCCUAUUUAGUUUCACUCCCUUACCUCAGUGGUAUCAUGACUAUCCUUGUCGUUGGUAUUUUAAUGAACCAAUACUCAAAGCCAAAUCUUUCUGAACAGACAGCGACUGCACUUCUCACGGCUUCAAAUGCACUUGCCAUGAUAUGUGAAACAUUUACAUUCCUUUACAUUGGAUUCGCAUUGUUUGCCUUUGAAAACAACCAGUGGGAUGUUCGUUUCAUUGUAUUUACCAUUUUGCUUUGCCUUCUUGGACGAUUUCUCAACAUUGUUCCUCUCUCCGGAAUUCUCAACAUGUACAGAGAGCAUAAGAUUGGUAUGAAAUAUCAAUUUAUCAUGUGGUUUUCAGGUCUGAGAGGAGCAAUUGCCUUUGCCUUGUCCAUGUCGUUAAAGUCUGAAGGAGGUAAAGGAGAGUACAUUUUUACCACAACUCUUGCUACAGUAUUCUUCACAAUCCUUUUCUUAGGUGGAGGUACAUAUCCUGUUCUCAAGUUAACCAAAGUACAACAGGCAGCUAAAAAUCAAAUUGUUGCACCACAAGCCCUAGAGAAGAAAGAUCACUGGCUUGUCAAACUCGACAAAAAUUAUUUCCAAAAGUGGUUCUUGAGAGAAGAUGUCAGAGAGAAGAUGAUCGCUGAAGAACGGGCAGUUAUUGAAGAAUACAAGGAGAAAAAGAUCGAACAACAGAAAAAAGAAGAGGAAGAAGCCAUGAAAAGACUCGAAAGCUCUGAAAACGACGAGGAACAUCACAAUAGUGCAGUUGAGGCAGAAAAAUUCGAAGAAAUUGAGUUGCACGAUAACCCUAUUGCGAGUGUGAACAGAAAGGAAUAA